Anas platyrhynchos (mallard) is the source of this 7081-nucleotide messenger RNA. RefSeq names its product estrogen receptor 1 (gene ESR1). NCBI's taxonomy places the organism in Eukaryota, Metazoa, Chordata, Aves, Anseriformes, Anatidae. Gene Ontology annotation, cellular component: nucleus. Gene Ontology annotation, molecular function: steroid binding; zinc ion binding; sequence-specific DNA binding. The record is from RefSeq and is a predicted model, not a curated record. Gene Ontology annotation, biological process: steroid hormone receptor signaling pathway; regulation of DNA-templated transcription.
UGAGACUUUUCUAUUUUAGUUCCCCGGGUCACGUGAUCCUCCCAGCCAGUGAGAGCGCUGCCGAAGUAAUGGCAACAACCUUCUGGGAUAAAUGUGGACUGCCAGCUGCUGAUCUCGCUGUUGACAGUAAAAGCAGAUAUGUUCCUUGCUCACUGCCAUUAGCAAUGACCAUGACCCUUCACACCAAAACCUCUGGAGUUACCCUGCUGCACCAGAUUCAAGGCACUGAACUGGAGACACUGAGCAGACCUCAGCUGAAGAUUCCCCUGGAAAGAUCACUCAGCGACAUGUAUGUGGAGAGCAACAAGACAGGAGUUUUUAACUACCCAGAAGGGGCCACUUACGAUUUUGGUACUACUGCUCCAGUGUACGGCUCUACUACGCUCAGUUAUGCCCCUACUUCAGAAUCUUUUGGGUCCAGCAGCCUGGCAGGAUUUCACUCACUGAACAAUGUCCCACCAAGCCCUGUGGUGUUCUUGCAAACGGCACCCCAGCUCUCACCCUUCAUCCAUCAUCACAGCCAGCAGGUACCCUACUACCUUGAAAAUGAACAGGGCAGCUUCGGGAUGAGGGAAGCUGGUCCUCCAGCCUUCUACAGGCCAAGCUCUGAUAGCAGGCGUCACAGCAUCCGAGAGAGGAUGUCCAGUACAAAUGAGAAAGGGAGCCUAUCCAUGGAGUCCACCAAGGAGACCCGGUACUGUGCUGUGUGCAACGACUAUGCUUCAGGCUACCAUUAUGGGGUCUGGUCUUGUGAGGGCUGCAAAGCUUUUUUCAAAAGGAGUAUUCAAGGGCACAAUGACUACAUGUGUCCUGCUACUAACCAGUGCACUAUUGACAAGAACAGAAGAAAGAGCUGCCAAGCCUGCCGACUAAGAAAAUGCUAUGAAGUGGGAAUGAUGAAAGGUGGAAUCCGGAAAGACCGCAGAGGCGGGCGAAUGAUGAAACAGAAACGGCAAAGAGAGGAACAAGAUUCCAGGAACGGGGAGGCUACUUCUACAGAGCUGCGAGCUCCCACCCUUUGGACAAGUCCACUAGUGGUUAAACAUAACAAGAAGAACAGUCCAGCCUUGUCCUUGACAGCAGAACAGAUGGUCAGUGCCUUGCUGGAAGCUGAGCCACCCAUAGUUUAUUCUGAAUAUGACCCAAACAGACCAUUCAACGAAGCAUCUAUGAUGACCCUGUUGACCAACCUUGCAGACAGAGAAUUAGUGCACAUGAUCAACUGGGCAAAGAGAGUUCCAGGAUUUGUGGAUUUAACACUCCAUGAUCAGGUCCAUCUACUGGAAUGUGCCUGGUUAGAGAUACUGAUGAUUGGCUUAGUCUGGCGCUCCAUGGAACACCCAGGAAAGCUUUUAUUUGCACCUAAUCUAUUACUGGACAGGAAUCAAGGGAAAUGUGUAGAGGGCAUGGUGGAAAUCUUUGACAUGCUGCUGGCUACUGCUGCUCGGUUUCGCAUGAUGAACCUUCAAGGGGAGGAAUUUGUGUGCCUUAAGUCCAUCAUCCUGCUCAAUUCUGGUGUGUACACUUUUCUUUCCAGCACCUUGAAAUCCCUGGAAGAGAGAGACUAUAUCCACCGUGUUCUGGACAAAAUCACAGAUACUCUGAUACAUUUAAUGGCUAAGUCAGGUCUUUCCCUGCAGCAGCAGCACCGGCGCCUGGCUCAGCUUCUCCUCAUCCUCUCUCACAUCAGGCAUAUGAGCAACAAAGGAAUGGAGCACUUGUACAAUAUGAAGUGCAAAAACAUAGUUCCACUCUACGAUCUCUUGCUGGAGAUGCUGGACGCUCACCGCCUGCAUGCCCCAGCAGCCAGGAGUGCUGCACCAAUGGAAGAGGAGAACCGGAGCCAGCUGACGACUGCAUCAGCUUCUUCUCAUUCCUUGCAGUCCUUUUACAUAAACAGCAAAGAAGAGGAAUAUGCAGAAUACAAUAUAAACAAAAGUCAGUAUAUAUAAUGGUAUGAGAAACCCAGCAGCGUACUACCUAGCUCAUGCUUCAUUUCAUCUGCAGUGCCACUCAUGUAAACACUCCAAUGACAUCAGUAACCUGUAUUUUCCAUUUGAGUGUUUGUCAAGCGCUUGCCUAAAUUGAUUGCUUAUUCUAAUUGAAAGACGUUUCAUUGCUAUGGACAGCCAGCAAGGAUUGGCAGGCUAACUUAAUUUGAAUUUGCAGUGUUUUAAUUUAUUUUUGCAUGCAAGUUGGGUAAGUCCUAAUAUAAACUUAAGCCUCCAUUUUACCAUAAAUUAAUAGGCCAUACCAGCCAUGCAUAUUGGUAUCUUCCUGAGUGGGAGCCUUUGUUGAUAUCCACCCCAAAUUCUGAGCCCAUUUAAUCCUUGAAUUGCUUGAAACUUUGAAGAAGUUUGGUAGAUUCUGAAUGAGUUUUAGUGAGGGAUAAUGGAAAGUUGAUUGGCAUUUAAGUGUGUCACAGUGAAACUGUACUGCUAGUGGCUGCCUUGGUAGUUUAGGUAGAUUUCUGCCUCUCUUCUUCUUAUAGUAGAAAGUACCCCCUUUCUUAAAAUUUCUGUUUUGCCUUACUGGCUUACAUCACCAGAUAGCUCCCUUUCAAGAUCAUACUGACCAAACUUUUAGGUCCUUUUAUCAUAUCUUCUAGCCAAAUUGCAUUGUGUGUAUCCUAUCCUAUGAAGCUAAAUUGUUCUGUUGCUCAGCAGUGUUUAAAACAAGGGCAAAAUAGCAAGCAAUGAUAAUAUAGAUAAUUGCUCUUGAGUCAGAUCACGUGAGUACAAAAACUCAUCAUGCCAGAAAAGAACCAACAACAAAAAUUAAAGCUCACCUUAUCGCACAUACAUUGUUUUAUGAAAAACAAAACAACAAGAACAAAACCAAAAACUUUCCCUCUCCUUUGCUUUGUUGCGCUACAAACCAAGGGGUGAUGACGUCAUAAGACUGGCAUAGGAGUGUGGGAUCGUCCCAUUCAUGGCAGUCCUGCCUACCCGGACUGUUGAGGGCCAGCAGAGCCAGAACAGUAGGUUUUGCAUUGGCUUUCUUCAGCUAUUAUUGGGGCAAACUCAAAAAUCACUGUUAAGUUCCAUCUCAUCUGUGAUAUCAGAAGUGGACAAUGUGUCUCAGGUACGGUGAAGGCUCCAGGACUGCAUGCUCAGGUGAAAGGAAGGUAAAUCUGGCUUUCUUCAUGCUUGUGUGUAACAGUUCUUCAUGCAGUUAGUUGGAUUCUUCACGUCAACCAUAAAUAUACAAAAGGUCCACUGACAGUAAGAAUUUCCGCAACUCAUGAAGGAGAGACACUGAAAAGAAGGACCGACCUAUCCGUACUAUAAACUGUCCAAAACAGGAUUUGGUGCUGCUGUUUGACUGCCUCUAGGAUAGAAAACUAAACAUGUCAGGGAAUGUUGCUGGGUACUGGAAUGUGAUUAUUAUAUAUGUUGGGGAUGAUUUAUUAGUUUAAUGAUAAUCUUUGCCUGUGAUAUCUGCAUGUCUGGUUUUCAGGUGCAGUUUGAGAGUUAGCAUGGACCACCAGGGACUAGUUCAAUAGCUGGUUGGAAGUGACCACCUGUCAGCGAGGAAGUUCUAUAGCAUGUGUAUAGGCUACUUCAUGGCAGCAGGCCACAGUGCUAGAGGAGGGUUUGGGGAUGCUUCUUUUACUACUAUAGUCAAUGUCUUUAUGUUAGGUUAUGCUGAUUGGAAUAUCCUGUAACUAAUUAUAGGAAAUAGUGUAACUAAUGCGGUACAGGAGUGCCUACGUCUAACCAUGCUCACUGUUAGACAAGCAGAAGUGAGUUUUCAGUGAGUUUCAGUUACAUAGCAAUUGUGAAGGCAGCAAGGCAUAGGAUGAGUUUGAGCUCCAUGUCAAGGAUUCAACUUUUUAGUGAGUGUAGAUAACGAUGUCCAUAACAAUUUAAUGUACAUAUCUGAGGAUACGUGCAGUUUAAAAGUCUAAAGAUAGAUGCUACCUACAUGCUUGAGAAGAUUCCUUGAAAACAGUGCAAGUCUGAAUGUGUGAAGCAAUCACUGUAAGUGAAUAGGCCUUCUAUUGAUGCAUAUUAUAGUAUCUUUUUUUUUUUUUUUUCUGAUGUGCUGAAGGAGUUGUAUUUUUAUGUAUUUAGUAGAGUGUGUGUGUGUGUGUGCGUGUGUGUAAGUUCGGUACCUAAGGGCUUUUGGAAGGCUUCAAAAUGCCUUGAAAAAAAAAUGCACAUUUUAUUUUUGUUUGUUUUGUUUAGUAGCUGGUUUUCAAAUGUGUUAGAAAAAUCAUGAAUGCCCUGAAAUGAGUGCAGGUUAAGAUUUGAAUGGAGCACAGGAAUUCCUGUAGAUACACUUAAGUACUUACAUUGCCAUUAUUCACUUGUAGCCCAGUGUGCAUUAGAGCUGCUUUUUCAAUGCUCUGUGUGCAGCUUGUGUGUUCUCUAUGACAGAACACAUGGAUCAAGCCUGUGGCUCAUCAGCUGCUAAGAAAAUUAGUUUAAAUAAAUGCCUUGCCUCCUACAUCCAAGAAGAAUUCAUUGUAUUGAUUUAAGUGUAAAUUUGGCCUCAAAGAAAAAAAAAAUAGUUGAUGGAGAGCAAUCCACAACAAAGGUCCAGAUUCUGAUGGUAUUUACAUAGGUUAAUACCAAUGCACUCUACAGAUUGUCCCAGUGAGGCUGGACAAGCAUGAUUUGGAGUGGUAUGCAGCAGACAGAACAGUAUCAAAAUGUGGCUUGUAACAUAAGAAAUAAUCAGUGAGUUUGCAGUUAUAAUUACAAAUGUUCUCCUAAGUUGAGACCUGGCAAUGAAGUUACUUAGUCAACCAGUCCCCCCGCAUAUGCUGCAGCACCACCAAGGGCAUUCAGGAAAGAAAAAGAGUGAUUGCCAAUGAUACAUUCAUUUACCUUGGGGCAGUUUCAUGAUCUGUGUCUUUAACUUGUUGAUGAUCUUUUAUUUGAAGUAGCACCUUAACGAAUAUAGUAAUCUUCCCAUAGUUAUCUAUAAAGAUGAUUGUCCACAUGCCAGACAGCUGAAUGUAGCUCUUCAAUGGAUUAAACAAAUUAUAUGCUAUAAAUGUGGCAACUUUUUUCAUAUGUAAUUCUGAAUUAUGCUCUCAUGUAUGCAGAAAAUUGUGCCUGCCAUUUGGUAAUUAUUAUUUCACAGGAUGCUAUUUCAUGUGUAUAUAUACAUAUAUAUAUAUACAUAUACAUAUAUACUUUAUAUUUGCAGCUGACAAACCAGUACUACCUGAAUACCUGGUGCUGGAUAUUAAACAAAAAUAUAUAGCAUGUAAAAAAAAAAAAAAAUCAAAGAAAAAUAUUCAAGGCAGCUAAUUAUGCUUUUACCAAAACAUUCAUAGUGAUGUCUCUGGACAGCUAAUGAAAGAAUUAUUUUAUAAUGUUUAUAUGUGGAUUUUUUUAAAAAACAAAAACAAGCAAACAAACAAAAAAAUACCAACACAAGAAAGCCCUAGAAACAUAGGCAAUGUAAUACCAGCAUAAGCCAACUAGAACUAGACCAGAUGAACUUGCUUUGCUUGAGAAUAUGGUUGUUGUAUUACCAAAAAAAAGAAAAAAAAAAAAAAGAAAAAAAAGGAGGAGACAGGAGCAGAGAUGAUAGAGUGAUGUGUAGCACCCAGUUGAAUGAGUUUCCAACAAUAUUUGAAAGCUUCUCUGGUUUGUAGUGGUUCGAGCCAUGUCUUCAUCUUGCAGACUUUGUCUCAGGUAAAACUCCCAGUUGGGGUUAGUAGGAUUUGUACUGGGGAAAAAUAUUUUAAUGAGCGUUUCUUGGUGUGUAUUUGUGGUAAAUUUUUCUAUUAGGUUUCAAUGAAAUCUCUUGAUUAUUUUUCUCCUUCUGUAUAGUAAGGGUUUUAACAAUUUAAAAAAUAUAUUUAAAAAAACAAAACUGAAAUGAGUUCCCAUGGAUAUUGCAAGGACUGUUAGCAGGUCAUUGGAACUUAAAUUGGAGAAAAAGAAAAAAAAGAAAACUUCAACUGCCUCCACACCCCUACCCUCAAAACAGGAUUUUAAUUGGAAUCCCUAUCGACCCCAAUUGAGGCUGACUGAUUUGUUAAGUGUUGAGCUAAAUGUUUAAAAUGAAACAAACUACCAGCAAUGUAAAAAUUCUGCCUCACUAGGGUAUGAGUAUUACCACAGACUUUGCAAUAUGGCAAACCUAUCUUGUAUAUAUAAAAUGCUACUUUAAAAUUAGCAUGCAAGCCAACCUAAAGCCAAUGGGAUUUUAUAUAUAAGGUAUUCUAGCUGAAUUUAUGUGAAGUGCAUUUCUUUCCCCAAAUAAAGAGAUGGCCUUUUUCAAUCCUAUUUGCAACCAUAAUAUAGUUUUACAGACAGAAAUUCAGCAUAUCUAAAGGAAGGGUCAUGUUACCAAUGGUAUUGUAAUACAAACCAGUCUUUGCUGCCACCUGCAACUGUAACAUAAUCUCAAAUUAAUCUGAGAAUUUUAAAUUAAUAUUUCCCUAACAUUAAUGUCCUACCCUUUCUACUUACAAUUCUCUUUCAUCUUUCAAAUGUAGAUAGCCUUAUACCCUGAUAAUUGUUUUCAAAAUGAUUGUUGCCCAGAGGGGUAUUCCGUUUUCCAUCGUGUUUAAAAAAAAAAAAAAAAAAAAAGCUAAAAAAAAAUCUUUUGCAUUCAGAUGUGCCUAAACAAAUAAAACUAAAAUGUAUAUGCUGCCAUCUUGCAAAUUAGUAUGCUCUGUACUCCUGUGUGCCUAUAAUUAUAUGUCUGUUUCUUCAGAAAGUGCCCAUUGGAAAAUGAAGGGAUAGACUGCUGGUCAUGAGACUUGCAUUAACAAGCCACUUUAUGUAUCACCUUAUUGUAUAUAAAACUAAUGCUUUUGUGUGCACUAUGUAGUCUGUCAGUGGAAAGCCCUUUCUUUGAUAUAGGCUCAGAUGCCAUAAUGUAUUUGUUGAAGUAUUCUGUUCUUUCACUGAUGCAUAUGAAAUUAUUGAUGUCUUUGUUUUGGUGAGUUUUUUUGUUUUAUUAUUCUUUUUUUUUUUUUUUUUUUCCUCUUUCUUUCUUUGUUUUGCACCUAAAAACUUACAGAGUCUAAAUGAAAAAUUUGAUAGGCUACCUGGAUGGUGCAAGAUUUUCACUGUAUUUGAUGUCAAAAUAAAGAAUUAACCAGAGAAAA